Molecule: messenger RNA, 605 nt
Organism: Bufo bufo (common toad)
Lineage: Eukaryota; Metazoa; Chordata; Amphibia; Anura; Bufonidae
Gene: C2H5orf63
Product: chromosome 2 C5orf63 homolog
Exons: 5
Coding region: 119-460 (113 amino acids)
Source: RefSeq, a predicted model, not a curated record
AGUAGAUGGCUGCUGCUGCUCUCCGUGUCCGGGGCUGCGUGACCUUCCGUGUGACACAGGGUGGGUGCAGCACGUGUGUGUGGACGGAUCUUGUCAUGUCACCGUGUGUUGUGUGUAGAUGUUCCAUUUAAGACCUUUGAACAGAAUAAAAAUUUUAGCAUUUCAAGCGACUAAAAAGCAUUAUACACCUCGGAAGGAGAAGCCAGUGCUCACUCUCUUUACAAAGAAUCCAUGUCCACUUUGCGAUGAAGCUAAGGAAGUUCUUGCACCAUACAUGGACAGGUUUGUUUUAGAACAAGUGGACAUCACACUUCCAGAGAACACGGCCUGGUAUGACCGCUAUAAGCAUGACAUUCCCGUGUUUCACCUUAAUGGACAGUUUCUGAUGAUGCACAGAGUAAAUAUCAAGAAAUUGGAGAGAUACCUUAGUAAUUUGGAGCAGGAGGAUGCAUCUAAAUGACUCUAUAUAACAAUUCCAACAAAACAUGUAAAAUGAUAACUUCAUCUCCAUGCUGAACAUCAAGAGGACUGCUAGACAUCAGACUGUAUGCAAUAUAUGAUUAAACUAUAUGACAAAAUCUCAAAAUUUAAAAUGUUUCAAAUAU